AUGCAAGCCAGAGGUGGAGGAACAGACGUAGUGGCAGAAAAGGUAGCCGACGGAAAUGCUGACAGACAGAUAGCUUCACCCUCGACGUGCAGUCCACUGUCGGCAGGUACGAAGGAAGCAAAGGGUCAAGGCGGCCUAGGAGCUGCUCGCGCCUCCCGUGCACGCCCCGCGGUGUACAGACACAGGGGAGUGCAGUGCCCAAGACAUCCUGACGAACCUGCACGCUUCGCCUGCCUGGACUGCAGAUGCGAGGUGCUCUGCGCGGCUUGUUACUCGGAGGGCCUUCACACGGAUCACGAGCUCGUCAAUAUUCGAACCGCCGUUCCUUCUGUCCGCAUGAAGAUGACGGAUCAAUACGUAAAACUCAAGCACCAGGCUCAAGAACUCGAGACCCUUAUUGCAUCGCUGAAGAGCAUUCAGAAGAAAGCUGCCAGAAUACACGCGGCUAAUGCACUCCAAAUCAAGGAGGCCUUUGAGUCCGUGAUUCGAUCACUUGAUCAGCGGAACGAAGCUGCACUUCGCGAAAUAGAUGUGGUGCGCAACGUGAGCGCUCAGAGCCUCAAGUCCUUGGAUGUAGACUGCCAGACUUUGCUCCGGUAUCUGCGGCUGAAGAAGCAGCAGCUGCUUCAGCUGCACACCCUUGCUGCACACAGCCCAGUCUUGGCCCUCAACUCGUUUGCGGAGAUCGCUCCCACCAUCGAGGCAGUGGAACAGAAAAGUGACUUUUUGGCGGAUAUGCGGGAGAGGCUGCGCGUUCCGCACUGGCAGCUGCGAGUCUUUGAAAUCGAUUUUCUCCUGGAGGAUCGGCAGACCGUGCGUCUCUUGUGGCUUAGAAAUAGACAGUUUUUCACGGCCUUGCAGGACCUCUCUUCGCAAAUCAACACGCACUGUGAACACGCGACGCAAGCGGUAGACUCCUUCCUGAGCAUCGAGCUGCCUCUGGAUGGGCCGCCAGCAGAGCACAGAGAAGCUGACAAGCUCCCAGAAGUUGUCUUGAGGUUUGGAGCUUGGGGAGAUUUCUCUUCCUUUUUAGAAAGGCGGCCUGGCACGCCCUUCCUGCCCAUCAGACACACAUGGCGGCUCGCCGAGAGAGUGCUGCUGCUGUUGCUGCCUCUGUCUGCUGUGUGCCUGCUCUCAGCUCCCGACAAGGUUCAAGCUUUCGUGCGAAAAGACGCGCUGCAUCCCGUGUGGGAAGUGCGCGUGGUGUCGCUUCGAGGCCCCUACCUGUGUAUACACCAGUCAGAGGAAGAUGCGAAUGCGCCUGUUGAGAGCGUUGUCGUGCUUGGACACAACACCUUUGCGAGAACCUUUGCUGAUCCCGGCAUAACUGCCCUGGCGGCUGUCGCAAAGAAGGAUUAUCUCCAUGGCAUUGAAGUCGUGACGGUGGAUCUCCAGGCAAAGGAGCUCCAAAACUUUGUUCUCUUGGCUGCCGACGGCCAGCUCCUCUCGGAGGAAUGGGCGCUUGCCAUCGAGGAGCUGUGUUCGGACGGCAUGGAGACAGAGCCGGAGGCUCCUGGUCAUGAUCCCAAGCUCUCUUUAGAGGACUUGCACCUUGAAGCGGCAGAGGCUUCUUUCCCAGUGUCGCACCGUCGCAAGGCAGCCCACCUCCCCACGGGGUUGGGGGGAGACAAGGACGAAGGGGUGUCUCCUGAGGCCUCUUUGUGGGGUGGGGAGACGGCUGCAGGGUACGAGCGGUCGAACGCUUCUACUGACUCCUCAGGCGAAGCAGCAGCUCGCGGCACCCUCGUCAGCCGUCGAGACAGGCAGGGAAGCAGCUUGGGACUGAGUGCGUCGGAUACAGACGACGCCGAAGCGGAGUAUGAAGAGGCCCUCAUGACCGUUGCAGCUCCUCAGAAGCCGACGAUUCAGAGGGACGAAAGUGGCCACUGGGAACGAGAUGCAGUGCCGGGAGAUCUUUAUCAGAGGAGGCGCAUACGAAGGGGGGGGGCAGGGGGAGGCAGGAGCCUUGCGCAGCAGAGAGGACACUCCACGACAAGAGACGAAGCCGACUCCGGAGGCAGCAGCAGCGCUGGCAGCGCUGAGGACAGGUUCGCGGAAAGCACUUGGAAGACGCGAAGCGGGAGAGGUGGUCGCUCAGAGGGGGCCUUCCAUGCUUCAGGCAGCGGGGGGGGAGGCGCUGCAAACAGUGUGCUAGAAGGCAGAGCUAGAUUGGUGCACCGCGUCGAGGUAGAGCCGCAGAUUGAUAAAAAGCCUCCAGUCCAAGAAGAGGAUAUUCAGACCAAACGCCGUGUACAAGAUAGAGUUCGGGAACUUGAAGCCCGCAUUUCUCCUCCGAAAGUUCAGCACGACAUCCAGCAUCAUCAGUCCCCGCCAGACGAGGACGCUGAGGCAUUGACGCCUCCCCCAGACACAAGUACUCUCGACUUGGCUGUCGUCUCAGCGCAUUCAGAAGCCGACGCACCGGAUAAAACACAUGUCGCUGGCAGCCGUACCACCAGCUACGAGGAGGACAGAAGGGCCAGCAAGCCGCCUGCGAGGCAACUGCCAGCGUUCCUGAGAGAGCCGCAGGUGGGAGACUCGCCUCCAGAAGGCGAGUCUAACCAGCCGCGAAAUCGUCGCCUUCAAGAGCCGCCAUCACACCCUGCGGCAACGAUGACGAGAGGGACCUCAACAAGAGCUGUCGCCCGUCUGGCGAAAGCUCGCACCCUCCGUGCCGAACAUGCGGCGCCUCCUGUUGCUAGCGCUACUGCUCAUGCUGCUGGUUCAUCACCACUGGCCACCCCUUCACGGUGUGAAGCUUCGCUGAAAGACUCCGGACCGAAGAGACAGCAAGCUCCGACAGUCGCUCCCUUUCCAGGGGAAUCAAGGCGGCGUCCACGUCUCCCCCAGGAGGAAGACGCGGAGGAGUUCGUGAAGGUGCGAAUGCCACCACGUAAUGCAAUUCCUGCCUUCGAAAUCGUCAGAGAAUCGUCGACAGCCCCUGGAGAAACUUCCGCUGCUGACACCGACUCCGCUGCAAACGUGCGCGUCGUAGCGCCCACGAGAAUUCGCAAGGUGUCGGUACAGCGAGACCCCCCCGGAAGGACCCCCUACGCGACGGAAGCGCCUACGACGCCUACGCCAACAGCGGCAACACCAGUGGGUCGAGGCAGACAGGGACGAUUCGUCACCCAAACGACUGCUGCUGGAGCUAGCUAG
This is a messenger RNA of Cyclospora cayetanensis, 3159 nucleotides long. RefSeq lists its product as uncharacterized. Lineage: Eukaryota; Apicomplexa; Conoidasida; Eucoccidiorida; Eimeriidae. Bases 1 to 3159 code for a protein of 1052 amino acids. The record is from RefSeq and is a predicted model, not a curated record. Gene Ontology annotation, molecular function: zinc ion binding. The transcript has 13 exons.